Molecule: messenger RNA, 3902 nt
Organism: Cololabis saira (Pacific saury)
Lineage: Eukaryota; Metazoa; Chordata; Actinopteri; Beloniformes; Belonidae
Gene: cyth2
Product: cytohesin 2
Exons: 12
Coding region: 113-1363 (416 amino acids)
Biological process (GO): regulation of ARF protein signal transduction
Molecular function (GO): guanyl-nucleotide exchange factor activity
Source: RefSeq, a predicted model, not a curated record
CCACCUUCUUUGUCUCCGGCCCAACAUUUCGACAGCACGGCUUGUCUUAUUUUUGUCCUCGCUUUUGAGGAUAUAUUUUUCGCAUAUAUUCCUAUUUUUUUUCUGACAUUUAAUGACACUCGACUCUGACUUAUUUAUGCCUAAAAGUAAAGCGCCAAAGAUGGAUGAGCUGGACUACAUCCCAGUAGACCUGAGCCCAGAGGAGCGCUCUGAGCUGGAGGACAUCCGCAGGAGGAAAGGCGUCCUGCUGCAAGAGAUCCAGAGGCUCAGGGAAGAAUUGAGAGAGGCGAUUUUAGAAGUAGAGGGGCUGGAGACCAGCACAGAGGGCAGUAAAACUCUACAGAAAAAUAGACAUGUGGCAAUGGGGAGGAAAAAAUUCAACAUGGACCCCAAAAAGGGCAUUGUGUUCCUGGUGGAGAACGAGCUGCUCAGACACACAUCAGAGGACAUCGCUCAGUUCUUGUACAAAGGAGAAGGGCUCAAUAAGACUGCUAUCGGAGAUUAUCUGGGAGAAAGGGAUGACUUCAACAUCAAAGUUCUUCAAGCUUUUGUUGACCUCCACGAGUUCACUGAUCUCAACCUUGUCCAGGCUCUAAGACAGUUCCUUUGGAGUUUCCGUUUGCCUGGUGAAGCGCAGAAGAUUGACAGAAUGAUGGAGGCCUUUGCUCAGAGAUACUGCCACUGCAACCCCGGUGUCUUCCACAGCACAGACACAUGUUAUGUGCUGUCAUUUGCCAUAAUCAUGUUGAACACAAGCCUCCAUAACCCCAACGUGAGGGACAAACCUGGAGUGGACCGUUUCAUCUCGAUGAACCGAGGCAUCAACGAGGGGGGAGACCUUCCAGAGGAUCUGCUGAGAAAUCUCUAUGACAGCAUUAAAAAUGAGCCCUUUAAAAUCCCAGAGGAUGACGGAAAUGACCUGACGCACACCUUCUUCAACCCUGACAGAGAGGGCUGGCUUCUUAAACUUGGAGGACGGGUGAAGACUUGGAAACGUCGGUGGUUCAUUCUGACAGACAACUGCCUUUAUUAUUUUGAAUAUACUACAGAUAAGGAGCCACGAGGAAUCAUUCCCUUGGAAAACCUUAGCAUUCGUGAAGUAGAGGACCCAAGGAAGCCUAAUUGCUUUGAGCUGUACAUCCCCAACAACCGCGGCCAACUGAUCAAAGCGUGUAAGACGGAGGCUGAUGGGAGGGUGGUGGAAGGAAACCACAUGGUGUACCGCAUCUCUGCGCCCACACCGGAAGAGAAGGACGAGUGGAUCCACAGCAUCAAAUCCGCCGUUAGUGUGGACCCCUUCUACGAAAUGCUUGCUGCCAGGAAGAAACGUAUAUCACUGAAGAAGAAAGAGGAACAACCAUAGACGACUUCUCAUUCUUCCAUCAACCCUGCUUUUUACAACAUGUUCCUAACUUCUGUCAGCCCUCCUUCCUCUUCCCAAAAUACCUUCUCUUGCUGCUCCAAGGACUCUUUGCUAUCCUGUCCAGUAGACCGAAAGCUGCUUCAGAGCUCAUCUACUGUGGCUUCUUCCACUUACACUACUGCUGUUUUUCACUCCGUCACACUACAUCCAGAGCACAAUAUCUGUCCCGUCUUCUCACCUUCACCCUCAUUAUAAGAAGACUGUGAAGGACGUGUUAGGCCACAUUCACUCUACAAUGCUGAAAGAUUUCAGGACACUGUUGCUGUUCAGGCAUUUCAUCUGCACUUACUCACUGGAAGGAUUUGAUAAUGGUUUUUCAGGUUUCCUAAUUCAUGAUGGAGAAUCGUAACGUGAUGAUGCACUUCUGUCUUUUAGGCAACUAAAAUUUAGAAGAAACAAAACAAUUUAACACCUUAAAUUGUUCAAUAGCAAUACGAAAAUGUGCUUGUUAAAGCAGCCCGUACAUGCCUGACAGUGCAUCAUUUAGUGUAUUUUUAUGACUUUCUGAGACAUUAUUGUGUCUCAAGAACAUAACAAACGGCUUUCUGACAUUUAUCUGCAUCAGUGGGAAUCAGGUCUUAAUAGGGAUAGCAAACGGCUUCCUUGCUAUGAACUUAUCUGUCACAUUUAUUUACGACGCCUUUACGAGAAAUGGCCUUUCGUGAUUGUGGAUACCCAAAGCAAAAUGUGAAUUCAGAUACUGUUACAUUUAUAUUUAGUUAGUGUUGAAAAAAAAAAACAACCCAGACAGAUGAGAGUUUGGAUCAUUGCUUGUUAUAGUAACCUUCAUGGCUUUAAAUUCACAUCCACGCUUAAGUACUAAAAAACAUCACAAGGAAAAAAUACCUUUUAAUGUAUAUUUCCGCAAGAUUUAAUGGUGGAGUCUUGAGGUGAAGAGUCUCUCCUCUCGCAGAUAGCUGCUUGUUUCGGCUCACUGAGAAACUAUAUACUAUGUACUUUAGCAUGUUUUCUCGACAUGUUUAAGCAACAGCAGAGUAGAACGUCGUAGUCUGGAGGCUUGUUAAACAAAUCCUUUAUCUAUACUGAGCAAUUAUCAUCACGUUCCUUCAGAUUUAACAUCGCAGCAUCACUUCCUUCUUACUCAGCAGUGGAGGAUAAAGACCAGCGUCUCAGCAGUGACAACUGUCCGAGCCAGAUCUGACCGCCACAGUGAGUGUAUGAAAUCACAAAGGCAGCUCAUUACAAUGUACACUUUUUUUGUAAAUAGAUGUUAGCAUAUUUGUUUACAAAACACAUAGAAAUGAUUUAAUUUAUUCUUUAUCUUUUGUUAAGAUCAGAAUUUUGUACGAGCUACUGUAUUACUGCAUGUUGACAAACGAAGGCGUCAGUCAUUAGGCGCCGCUGCAUGGCCGACCAUGCUAAUGCACUGAUUUGAAAAGUGUUAAGUGUUCCCUGUUGACUUGGAAAGAUUGCAUAUAAUUAUGAAGUUGAUUUAAGCAUUGAUUUAACUCUAACCCCCCCUACACCCCCUUCUGUCAAGGAAAUUACAUUCAGUAAAGCACAAGCAGUCUUCACACUCCGCUGGCCAGUGUCCAGCUGCAGCGUGAUGAAGCUGUUUACCAGCUGAAAUUGCAGUUUUCCUGUAUAGCACAGAAAUGGACUGAAAAGAAGAAGAAAAAAAAGACAGCUAAACAAAGAACACUAAUAAAUACUAAUUCAUUAUAUGUUGGUAGGAUCGAGAAGUAAUGAAUCUGUAAUGAUUUUAGACUUGUGUCCAGUGAUAGAUUUGCUUGACUUCCAGUUCAUAAACUAGUAGUUUAAUGAAUUGGCUUUUUAGAUUGUAGGAAAAAUAAUUGUCUACUGCACUUUAUCAAGUUUGGCAUUUUGGAGAAAAUGCUGUUACUUUGACUGACUUAAAUACUUCAUGAUGCCCUCUACUGGUAGUAACACACACUGCAAUAUGCUGAAGGAUGAACUCCUGCGAGACUGUACAGCAACAUCACGUGGUCAGUUUUAGUUAUAGAAGCUUCAGUUUGUCACCAACAUGUACUGGAAUUAUUGAUUCUUUUUCGAUCACCUGGUGCCGAUCAUGUUGCAUUGAGCUUAAGGGGUUCUCUCUGUCAUUGACAGACUUAUCUUGUGUUUUGCCUCCCUCUGACUGUCAGAGGUCUAACUUUAAAUUUCUAUGCCCAUUCUCUGUGUACAUGACAUGGACCGUCUGUAGGCUGUUACUUUCUGGGGAUUCAAGUGCCAAAAAAAAAAAACACAUCAAAAACAGAAAAUAUUUCCAACUAAAAGCUAGACAUGAACACUGAAAUGAUCAGAAUGAAGAGGUUCGUUGAUUCAGAUUUGUUUAAACUACAGGGCCACUUCUUUCUGAAAAUGAUAAUUUUGUAUUUAUUUAUUUUUUGUUUAUUGUGAGGUGAUGCAUCAUCUGUACACGUAGCAAAGGAAAACCACGAUACAUUGAUGCCAGGAAACUACUGUGUUGCAAUGUUAAUAAUAAAAGAUGAACAGA